AUUAAAAAUGAUAAGUUAAACGAGCACCUAAUUAUUUCUAUAUUUUAUAUAAGAAAUAGAUAAGAUAGGUGACGCAAUGUAGAAAUAAAUCAAAGUGACGGAAAGUGCCAAUAUCGCAUAUGGAAGAUUCUGUAUAUCACAAUGUCGACUACCUUCUCAUACCCUGACCCUAGGCUCCAAGAUGAGCUGAGGAAGACCGCCGAAGCCAUAGUUGCACCAGGAAAGGGAAUACUUGCUGUUGAUGAGACAAAUGAGGGUAUUGGAAAAUUAUUAGCAGCAGUGGGCUUGCAGAACACAGAAAAUAAUAGAAGACGGUACAGGCAACUUCUUUUUACAGCUGAUGAUGCACUUUCAGAAAAUGUGUCAGCUGUUAUCUUAUUUGACGAGACCGUAUACCAAAAGACUGACAAUGGACAAUCGUUCAUUGAGGUGCUGAGACAGAAGAAUAUUAUACCGGGAAUCAAACUGGACAGAGAUGUGGUUCCGUUAUUUUUGUCUGAGGAUGAGGUCACUACACAAGGUCUUGACGAUUUAGCGAAACGGUGUACAGAAUACAGGAAACAGGGCUGUAGAUUCGCUAAGUGGCGUUGUCCGUUGAAGAUCAGUGAAAGGACGCCGUCAGUUCAAGCCGUUCAAGAUAUGGCCCAAGUAUUGGCCAGAUACGCCUCCAUCUGCCAAAGUGAAGGCUUAGUACCUAUCGUGGAACCUGAUGUUUUAUUAGAUGGUAAUCAUGACAUCGUAAGAGCACAAAAAGUAACGGAAGUGGCUUUAGCGGCACUUUACAAGGCAUUAAGCGAUCAUCACGUAUUCUUGGAAGGGACAUUAUUGAAGCCUAAUAUGGUAACACCAGGUCAAGGUUAUUCUGGAAAGAGUACCCCAGAAGAAAUCGCAGUCAGAACUGUUACAGCAUUAUUACGUGGCGUACCAGCUGCUGUACCAGGCAUCACAUUCUUGUCUGGUGGUCAGUCUGAAGAGGAGGCGACACUGAAUUUGAACGCAAUUAACAGUGUUCCGCUGAAGAAACCUUGGGCAUUAACCUUCAGCUAUGGACGAGCUCUGCAAGCUUCCGUGUGGAAGACUUGGGCCGGGAAGGAUGAAAACGUGAGGAAAGCACAAGCGGAACUCUUGAAAAGGACGAAGGCUAACGGACUGGCAGCCCAGGGUAGGUACAAGGCUGGAUCAGUAAGAUCUGUUGCUGGCGACCGAUCUAACUAUAGCGCCAAUCAUCAAUAUUGA
Molecule: messenger RNA, 1236 nt
Organism: Achroia grisella
Lineage: Eukaryota; Metazoa; Arthropoda; Insecta; Lepidoptera; Pyralidae
Product: fructose-bisphosphate aldolase-like
Exons: 9
Coding region: 142-1236 (364 amino acids)
Biological process (GO): glycolytic process; fructose 1,6-bisphosphate metabolic process
Cellular component (GO): cytosol
Molecular function (GO): fructose-bisphosphate aldolase activity
Source: RefSeq, a predicted model, not a curated record